AUGGCUGAACCGGAGGUGAUUCACUCAUGGUCUGCUCCAAGAUCUCUCAGCACCAGCCUCAUGUACUCAUUUGCUCAGAGAGAUGACAUUGAAGUCGUCGAUGAGCCGUUGUAUGCUCCAUUUCUUAAAGCUACAGGUGUGGAUAGGCCAUACAGAGACGAGGUUCUCUCCAAAAUGGAGUGCAAUGGAGAUAAGGUUGUGAAAGAUAUCAUAUAUGGUUCAGGAUCAAAGAAGUACCGGUAUUGUAAGCAUAUCUCGAAGCAACGGCUUUUGGGUUUGCCUACUGAACUAAUGAGUAAAGGAAAGCAUUUCAUAUUGAUUCGCAAUCCUCUUAACAUAUUGCCUUCCUUUGAGAAGGUACACCCUCCAUCGUUUCUCGAAUUAGGCUUGGGGGAAUUAGUGUCGAUAUAUAGUGAUCUCUGUCAGAUGGGAACACCACCAGCAGUCAUUGAUGCGGAUGAGCUUCAGCGAGAUCCCGAGACCAUUUUACGCGGUCUUUGCGAUGAUUUGGAGAUUCCAUUUCAAGCCUCUAUGCUUAAAUGGGAGGCUGGUCCUAGACCAGAAGAUGGAGUAUGGGCACCAUGGUGGUACAAGAGUGUGCACGAAUCAACGGGUUUCUCAUCUUCGAAGAAGUACCCCCGGACAUUUUCUAUGUCUCAUUACGAUUUGCUGGAGCAAAGUCUCCCGCUUUACAACAUUCUUAGGAGACAUGUGAAGCACAACUCCUCCCUCUUGAGCAGUCCUUUGCCUCCUCCUAGUCUCCCAGUUCCUGAAAACGCAAAACUUCUUGCAUGGGUCGGUGACGAGAUUUUGCCUCGUGAAAUGGCAAAGGUUUCUGUUUUUGACUCGGUUGUACAAGGCGGUGACUCGGUAUGGGAAGGACUUCGGAUUUACAAGGGGAAGAUAUUCAAGCUUGAAGAACAUCUAGAUAGGAUGUUUGAUUCAGCAAAGGCUUUGGCUUUCGAAAAUGUUCCAUCGCGUGAAGAGAUAAGAGAAGCAAUCUUCACAACUCUCAUAACAAAUGGCAUGUUUGACAAUACACAUAUCAGGUUAUCUCUAACUCGAGGCAAAAAGGUAACUUCUGGAAUGAGCCCUGCGUUUAAUCAAUAUGGAUGUACUCUUAUUGUGCUUGCGGAAUGGAAACCUCCGGUUUAUGACAAUGAUGGUGGAAUUGUGUUGGUGACUGCAACUACACGACGCAAUUCGCCCAAUAAUUUGGAUUCCAAGAUUCAUCACAACAACCUUCUCAAUAACAUACUAGCAAAGAUUGAAAGUAACAAUGCGAAUGCUGCGGAUGCAAUUAUGCUUGACAAGGAUGGCUACGUGUCUGAAACCAAUGCAACCAACAUUUUUAUGGUGAAGAAGGGCUGUGUUCUUACGCCUCACGCAGAUUACUGUCUCCCUGGCAUAACCAGAGCUACUGUCAUGGAACUUGUGGUUAAAGAGAACUUCAUCUUAGAAGAACGAAGAAUCAGUCUCUCAGAGUUCCAUACAGCUGAUGAGGUAUGGACAACGGGAACUAUGGGAGAACUAAGUCCGGUUGUGAAAAUCGAUGGUCGGGUGAUUGGUGACGGAAAAGUUGGGCCGGUCACGAGAACGUUACAAAACGCUUACAAGAAACUCACGGAGGAUUCAGGUGUGCCGAUACCUACAUACCAAGAGAUACAAAAAUGA
Messenger RNA from Arabis nemorensis, 1674 nucleotides. The record is from the annotation of a GenBank genome assembly. NCBI's taxonomy places the organism in Eukaryota, Viridiplantae, Streptophyta, Magnoliopsida, Brassicales, Brassicaceae.